Messenger RNA from Cyprinus carpio (common carp), 584 nucleotides. Its product is annotated as SRA stem-loop-interacting RNA-binding protein, mitochondrial-like. Gene Ontology annotation, biological process: spermatogenesis; positive regulation of mRNA splicing, via spliceosome. Gene Ontology annotation, molecular function: poly(U) RNA binding; poly(G) binding; mRNA 3'-UTR binding. NCBI's taxonomy places the organism in Eukaryota, Metazoa, Chordata, Actinopteri, Cypriniformes, Cyprinidae. The record is from RefSeq and is a predicted model, not a curated record.
AAUAUUUAUUCUUCCGGUCACGUGGUCGGGGUCACUGUCAGUUUCAGUCGCAAGGACGAAACAUGGCGGCGACAGCAGCAGGCAAGAAGGUGUUUGAAGUGUUUGUGUCAAAAGUACCAUGGACCGUCGCAACGAGGGAAAUUAAAGAACAUUUUGGGCAGUUUGGCCAGGUGAAGAAGUGUCUACUGCCAUUUGAUAAAGAGACAGGUUUUCAUCGGGGGUUUUGCUGGAUAGGGUUCACUACAGAGGAAGGACUGCAGAAUGCAAUACAAAAGGAUCCUCACAUCAUUGAAGGAGCAAAGCUCCAGGUGCAAAAAAACAGAAAGCCGUUUUCUGGAAGAAGGUCAAAUAAAGAAGCAGAAGACAUCUGAAGAGGACAUCAGAAAUGAUCUGAUUUCAAGUGUCAAAUGUCUUCAGUAACACAUAAUUGUAUUUAUUGUGGAUGUCUCUUGACUGGGUGUAUUUGUUUUUCAGAAGCCAAACUAUAAUGAGUGUUGAUUGUCACUGUAUUGUCUGGUGGGGUUUGUUUUUCUUUUAAAACAUUUAAUGAAAUGUGAGUCAAAUAAAAUUUGCUGUGUUGGUUA